This is a messenger RNA of Neocloeon triangulifer, 2605 nucleotides long. Its product is annotated as kelch-like protein 5. The transcript has 11 exons. Bases 184 to 1965 code for a protein of 593 amino acids. Gene Ontology annotation, molecular function: protein binding. The record is from RefSeq and is a predicted model, not a curated record. NCBI's taxonomy places the organism in Eukaryota, Metazoa, Arthropoda, Insecta, Ephemeroptera, Baetidae.
GCAUAGGCUCACACGAUGGGCACGGAGCACAGACGAGAGCAAAAAUGAAUUUUAAUUAACUUCAGUCGAAAAAAAAGUUUAAAAUUGAAAGUCUGAAAUUUAUUCUUUUGCUGCUCAAUUUUCACUGCCGAAUUAAUUGAUUACAAAACCAUUUUGCGAGGCAGGCAUACGCAAAAUAUAAACAUGACCGAUGAGGAGAAAGGUUUGGAAACUUCCAUCGACGUUUUGAUCAUUUCAUCCGAUGAUAGCAUUGUCGAAACUGAAGAAGCUGAGAGUCCUCAAGAUGAAAAUUUUCGAUGCUCCGAUCAUGCAGAACGUAGUCUGCAAAGAAUGGAAAAUUGCCUGCAAAACCAACAGCUCACAGAUGUCGUCCUUUGCGUCGGUGAACGGCGAAUUUCUGCUCAUCGGUUGGUGCUCAGUGCUUGCAGCGAAUAUUUUGCUGCAAUGUUUUCCAGUGGACUAAGGGAGUCCUUCCAGACUGAAAUCGAACUGCAAGACAUCGACCCUGACUGUCUCCAAGAGUUGGUGCACUACUGCUAUACAGGCUGCUUGGAUCUCAAGGAGGAAACGGUUGAAUUGAUGCUUGCAACUUCCAGUCUCCUCCAAAUUCCUCAAGUCACAGAUGCCUGCAGCAAAUUCCUGGAGAAACGACUGCACCCAUCUAACUGCAUCGGAAUCGCUCUUUUUGCUGAUACACAAAACUGCCCUUGUUUGCUGGAAAAGGCUCACAACUUUACCACCGAGCACUUCAUGGAAGUCAUCGGCAACCAAGAGUUUCUACAACUGGAUGCCAACUCUUUUGCUAAACUGCUAGCUUCGUACGAACUGAAUGUGCCAAAUGAGGAGGAUGUCGUCAACGCAUUGAUCACUUGGGCCAAAUUUGCACCUGAAACAAGGCAGGAAAAUAUUUCAAAAUUACUGGAGAAUGUCAAGCUCUCUUUGCUCUCACCCUCUUUUAUUGUGGACCAUAUUGAGAGUGAACCACUCUUUUCUCACGACCCUAAGUGCAACGAACUGAUCAUGGAAGCUAUGAAAUAUCACUUACUGCCUGAACGAAGGUCCAUUUCCUCGGCUCGCUCAAGACCUAGAAAGUCGACUGUUGGCAAACUUUGUGCUGUUGGAGGCAUCGAUGCAAGCAAAGGAGCAAAUUCAAUUGAGCUUUACGACCUUCGAGCCAACAAGUGGAGCCCUUUUGCCAACAUGUCCGGUCAACGCCUGCAGUUUGGGGUGGCUCAAUUGGGAGACAAGAUUUUGGUUGUGGGAGGACGAGACGGUCUCAAGACCAUGAGCAUUGUGGAGAGCUUUGAUUUUGUCACCAAAACUUGGAGUUCUCUGCCUAACAUGGCUACUCCGAGGCAUGGUCUUGGAGUUGGAGUUUUGGGUGGGCCUUUGUAUGCUGUUGGGGGUCACGAUGGUUGGAGCUACUUGAAUUCCGUCGAGCGCUGGGACCCCCAAACCAAAGACUGGAACUAUGUCGCCCCCAUGACCUCCCAGAGGUCAACUGUUGGUGUGGCAGUCUUAGGAGACAGACUUUAUGCUGUUGGCGGCCGAGACGGGAGUGUUUGUCUGCAAUCAGUGGAGUGUUACGACCCGUACACAAACAAGUGGAUCCCAUGUGCCCCCAUGGCCAAGCAGAGGGGUGGUGCUGGGGUGGUCGCCAUGAACGGCUGCCUCUACGUGUGCGGGGGCCAUGCGGCCCCAGCUUCCUACCCGUCAGUUGCUCGACUCGAGUGUUGUGAAAGAUAUGACCCCAAAACUGACAGCUGGUCUCCUGUGGCGCCCAUGAGUGUCGGCAGAGAUGGGGUUGGGGUUUGCGUGCUGGGCGACAAGUUGAUGGCUGUCGGAGGCUACGAUGGGACGCAGUACCUAGACCUGGUUGAGGCCUACGACCCACUCGCCAACACCUGGAGUCUGAUGGCUCCCAUGAAUAUGAAGAGGGCUAGCACAUGCACAAUUGUGAUUUAGCGUGCGAAGAAAGCAACAGACUAUAAAUACGAAAACGUCACUUUUUAAACAUUCCGAUUUUACUAACUGCUUUUUUACGAUGAAUUAUUAAGCGUAACUGGAAUUUUCUGUGAUUUUUAAGAUACCACUUAAGUUUAAAAAGAUCUCUUCUUGGUGCAGCUACUCUACUAAGUAAUUGAAUUAAAAUUACAACUAGAUGUAUACAUUAAUGUAUUAACAGUUUCAGCUAUAAGUAGCAAUCCAUUUUGAAACGUCAAUUUAGACCAACUGCCGAAACAAAAAUGUACAAAAUUGUCAGAAUCUUAUGAUAACAAUUUUAACUGUUGUAGUGUAGUUCAAAUUUUCCAACUUUCCUUACUUGAAACUUAAAUAUUGCUCUGAAAAGUCACUUUAGACUGGAAGUUUUCAAGGAGCAUCUUCUCAUACAUUUUUGUAUUAUCUAAUUUUAUUAGAUCGCAGAAAAAUAAAUAUGCAUUAUACGUGAUAUGUAUUAAUAAUACUCGAUAACAUUUAAAGGCAAUUCAGCCUCUUGUUAGUUGCAAUUGUUUAUUCAAAUUUCUCCUGCGAAUUUUUUAAUUUUAAAUAUAAGAGAUACGAAGAAGUUCUUUUUAUUGCAAAAAUUAAUCAGAUUUUUUUGCUA